AUGUCUGACGUGGACGAUAUCGAUGAUUCUACAGGAAAUGGUUCCGGUGUUCAACAGAAGGAGAGAAGAAAGAUUGAGAUUAAGUUUAUAGAAAAUAAGACAAGACGUCAUGUCACUUUUUCUAAGAGGAAACAUGGGAUUAUGAAGAAAGCUUUUGAGUUGUCUGUUCUUACUGGUACUCAAGUUUUGUUGUUAGUUGUCUCGGAAACAGGGUUGGUUUAUACUUUUAGUACUCCUAAAUUUGAACCUAUCGUAACUCAACAGGAAGGUAGAAAUUUGAUUCAAGCUUGUUUGAACGCUCCAGAUGAAGAAGAGGAAGAGGAGAACGAUGAUCAACAACAACCGCAACAGGGACAACAACAGCAGCAACAACAGCAGCAACAGCAGGUGCAACAGCAGGGACAACAGGGACAACAACAAGUACAACAAGGACAACAAAGCAAUGGAGUCCUAGGCGAUAGCCAACAGGAUAUGAAGCAGGAUUUAAAACAUCAUGUAAUGACAAAUAACAAUCUAAUACCGCAAGCUGGUAUUAAUCAAGCUGCAAUGAAUAGUAUACCGAAUCAAAAUAUAGCUCAGCAUCAAGGUAUAUCAUUACAACAUCCGAACCCUCAAAAUUAUCAAAACCCAUCACAAUCAUUUUUAAAUCAAGAUCAAAAUGCUGUUUAUCAGCAAUACUUCCAAGAAACUCAACAGGGGCAAUAUUAG
Vanderwaltozyma polyspora DSM 70294 is the source of this 708-nucleotide messenger RNA. RefSeq names its product MADS-box domain-containing protein. The record is from RefSeq and is a predicted model, not a curated record. Lineage: Eukaryota; Fungi; Ascomycota; Saccharomycetes; Saccharomycetales; Saccharomycetaceae. Gene Ontology annotation, biological process: positive regulation of transcription by RNA polymerase II. The coding region runs from base 1 to 708 and encodes 235 amino acids. Gene Ontology annotation, molecular function: RNA polymerase II cis-regulatory region sequence-specific DNA binding; DNA-binding transcription factor activity, RNA polymerase II-specific; protein dimerization activity. The transcript has a single exon.